Messenger RNA from Linum trigynum, 2822 nucleotides. The record is from the annotation of a GenBank genome assembly. NCBI's taxonomy places the organism in Eukaryota, Viridiplantae, Streptophyta, Magnoliopsida, Malpighiales, Linaceae.
UUUAUUGUUCAUAAUUAUUAUUCAUAGUUUAUAUUAUAAGUCCUUUAUAGUCAUUUUACAUAACCUCUCAUAUUAAAAAUCACUUUUAAUAGUUUUUCAGCCAAACACUCAACUGCUUUUUUUGAAAAGUACUUCUCUAAAAGCUCAAGCCAGAAGCUGCUUCUGCGAAAGCUACAGCAGGGCCAAACUGAGCUUAUAUAGUCUCCGGUCAUGGCUCCGGGUAGCGGUAUUUAGAGGUUUAACUACGGUAUAGUAUUUUGCUUCUUUGUUGAGACACUUCCUCUUAUCGUUAAAUUUUUGAUGGUUUGUUUCUUAAUCCUUGAGGUUUCUCAAUACUUGUUUUCUUUCUUUGUUCUUUUGGUAAUUUUGUUUGUUUUUAUCACAUAUGAGUGUAGUUACAUACUCGUUCACUUGUCAUUUCAUUUCCUGCUUUUCGUUGUCACAAUAUAAAUUAGAAAACACAAAAGGUUGUGAGGAUUGAUGAGGUUUUUUUUUUUCUUCUUCUUUCUGCAGGGCGCUGUAGGCAUAGCAUACAGUUAAGAGUCAGAGACAAUUUAUUUGAGCAGUAUAUACUAUAUAGACAAAAUAUAUUCUACUACGAUUUUUUAUUAUCUAACAAUUAUUAGUUUUGUAUUAAUUAUUUUAAUUAAAUUCAUUUCAUAAAAGAAAACAAUCUUAUAUAAAAUUUUUGAGUCCGCCGACACUCUAUCCAAACAUCCAAAAUGCUAACCUACGCGGAAAUCCAAUGCUUUCACAAAAGCCGCCCCACUUGCCAGUUGCCACCACCAACUGUUGAAUGUUCGCGCAGGCCAUUUUGACCAGAAAUAUCCCGCGCCUGUGGUAUAAUAUCUUAUAUGGUAAGAUCGGAUUGUACUGGAUAACUGGAUAAUUUAUCUACUAAUAACAAACUUGUCACACCUUCCACUCACCCUAUAUAAUCAAACCAGAAUUUGAUUACAAAUUCGAACACCCCACUUUCUCACUGUACACCAAGCUCCCUCCAAAACUCAAAAAAAUGGCACCACCAUUACUAUUCCUCCUCUCAUCCUUCUUCGUAAUAAUCCCACUCUUCCCCUCACUUUCCCAAGCCACCGUCCCCGCCUCCGCCCAGUUCUCCUACACCAACGCCGGCGAAUUCGGCCCCUACAUCGUCGAAUACGACGCCAGCUACCGCAUCCUCCCGAUCGCCAGAACCCCGUUCCAGCUCUUCUUCUACAACACCACCCCGACCGCCUUCACACUCGCGGUCCGGAUGGGGAUGCAGCGCUCCGAGGCCACGCGCCGCUUCGUCUGGGAGGCGAAUCGGGGCAACCCGGUCGGAGAAAACGCCACCUUCUCUUUCGGGUCGGACGGCAACCUCGUCCUCGCCCACCAAAACGGCACCGUCGCGUGGGAGUCGGCCACGGCCAGAAGCGGCGUCGUUCGGUUCGAGAUGCUCCCGACCGGGAACAUGGUCCUGUACGACGCCGUGGGCAGGGUGGUGUGGCAGAGCUUCGAUUACGUCACGGACACGCUCCUCGUCGGGCAGUCUCUCCGGGUCGGGUCCAAAUUGGUGAGCCGGGCUUCCGAGAGGGCGAACGAGAAUGGGCCGUAUAGUUUGGUCCUCGAGCCCAAUAGGAUUGCUUUGUACUACACUACCGAAAAUACCCCUAAACCGUACCCUUACUUUACCUUCUUCGACCUCAGUCAGAGUCAGGGGACACUGGAGAAGAUCACGAUGAAUCCCACGUUAGGGUUCGAUUACGAGGUGAAGAACGGGUACAACGGCACCGGCGGGGGGUUCAAGAAUCCGAGGUACAACUCGACGCUGUCGUAUCUCCGGCUGGGAAUCGACGGGAAUUUGAGGAUUUUCACGUAUCUGAUCACGUUCGAGGAGUCGGGGUAUGAGGUGCAUUACUGGGAGAAUACGGUGACGUUUUUCUCCGAGGACGAUUGGUGGGCGGAGGAGACCAAGUGCCAGCUCCCCGGCCGGUGCGGGGAGUUUGGUGUUUGUCGGAACAGUCAGUGCGUCGGGUGCCCGUCGGCGAGUGGUGGGUUGUUGGGUUGGUCGGAGGAUUGUCGGGCGCCGGAGUUGGGUGCUUGCGGUAAGAAGGGUGGGUUCAGGUACAUUGAGAUGGCCGGAAUUGAUCAUUUCACGGCGAAGUAUUCGAGAGGGGACGGUCCGGUGACGAAGGAAUCGUGUGCGGGGAAGUGCGGCAAGGAUUGUAAGUGUAAAGGGUAUUUUUAUCAUACGGUUUCGAGGAGGUGCUGGAUUGCUUACGAGCUGGGGACGAUGACUCGGGUUGAUAAUUCGACUCAUUUGGCGUACAUCAAGGCGCCUCUGUAGAUAAGCCGGUGAUGGAGAGGGGUAGCUUUAUGCCCUUUGGCUUUGGAGGAAGCUCUGGCGCUAAAGGGUUAUGGAGCAGAUUGUGUGUUUACUCUAUCUAAUGUUGUGUUGUAGACUUGUAGCACCCCAAAUAAAAUGAGUGUACCAUGGGUAUGAUUCAAUAAAUUAGUGUCUAGAUACACCCUGGUUAAUGGUUAUGGUGCUCAUCUCUAAAUUGUGCUCACAAGAAUGUCCGCAUACACUUAGUCGAUCGUGGGAGCAUCCUAUAAACACGUUCUUACAAAAUUGUGAAAUUGUGAGAUGACAGAGUACAAUGUUUGAACGGAACUGGAAAUCGAUAAUGUAAGAAAAUAUAGAACACACGAAUUUACGUUUUACACUAAUACGAUGUGUGUUGGCCUAAUCCACAACAGGGAAGAGUAGUUUCACUACUCAUGAGAAUAUAUGCAUAUUAUAGAGCGAUUGAGAAGGUAUAUAAUAACACUUUAUUCAUACG